Cavia porcellus (domestic guinea pig) is the source of this 969-nucleotide messenger RNA. Its product is annotated as olfactory receptor 51J1-like. Lineage: Eukaryota; Metazoa; Chordata; Mammalia; Rodentia; Caviidae. The coding region runs from base 1 to 969 and encodes 322 amino acids. Gene Ontology annotation, biological process: G protein-coupled receptor signaling pathway. Gene Ontology annotation, molecular function: G protein-coupled receptor activity; olfactory receptor activity. Gene Ontology annotation, cellular component: plasma membrane. The transcript has a single exon. The record is from RefSeq and is a predicted model, not a curated record.
AUGAAGAAUCUCAAUAGCUCUUCAGGAUUUCUACCUGUGACAUUCAUUUUGGUUGGAAUCCCAGGACUGGAGGCACAGCACAUCUGGAUAUCUGUUCCCUUCUGCCUGAUGUACAUCAUUACAUUCCUUGGGAAUGGCAUCAUUCUUCACGUAAUCAGAACAGAUCCUGCUCUCCAUCAGCCCAUGUAUCUCUUUCUUGCCAUGUUGGCAUUGGCUGACGUUGGUAUCUCUGCAUCCACUCUCCCUACCGUGGCUGGCAUAUUUCUUUUUGGGAUGACUGAAAUUAGUUUCGAAGCUUGCCUUCUCCAGAUGUUCUCCAUCCAUUCGUUCUCUAUUAUGGAGUCAGCUGUGUUGUUGGCCAUGGCUGUGGACCGUUUUGUGGCCAUCUACAGUCCCCUGCAUUAUAUAACUAUCCUGACACUGCCCCGUAUCUUUGCCACAGGAGCUGUUUUUGUACUGAAAAGCAUUGUGCUUAUGGCCCCAUUGCCCGUGCUCUUACAACGACUGCCCUUUUGUGGCCAUCAUGCCCUUUCUCAUUCCUAUUGUCUACACCCCAAUCUUAUCCACCUACCUUGUGGGGACACAUCUGUCAACAAUAUUUACGGACUUUUCAUUGUUAUCUCUACCUUUGGGAUAGAUUCACUGCUCAUUGUGGUCUCCUACUGUCUCAUACUCCACACUGUACUAGGUAUUACCACUGGAGAGGGACAGAAGAAAGCCCUCAGCACCUGUGGUUCACAUAUCUGUGCUGUGCUUGCUUAUUAUGUGCCUAUGAUUAGCUUGUCCAUGGUGCAUCGCUUUGGGCAGCGUGUGUCCCCUCUGCUACAAACCAUGAUGGCCAAUGCCUACCUCUUCUUCCCACCUGUGGUCAACCCCAUUGUCUAUAGCAUUAAGACUAAAGAUAUUAGUCAUAGCAUUGUCCGGAUUUUGUCAGACAAAAGAACGAGAGUACAGUCAAGGCCACAGUAA